AUGGCGACACUGAAACUGUUUGUUAUAUUAGCAUUAUGUCUCGCAACAUACGCUGUACCCCAGCUACCACCCAGACCAAGAUCAACAAUAUUCGGAGAUGAGAAACUUGAAGGGCAAAUAUUUGAACAUGCUGAUGUUUUUUCUGACGAAAUUUCUCUACUAAAUACAAAUGCCAAUGCCUACAGAUUACCUAAAACUACAAAACCUGUCCAUUACAAUGUUUUAUGGACUAUCGAUAUGGCUAGGUUGGUCUUCGAGGGAAUAGUUAAUAUAAAUCUCGUAGCAACGCAAUCAAACGUUAAUGAAAUUGUUAUUCAUGCUGCUGAUCUGGAAAUAUUAUCUCUAGAGCUGAAGCAAGGUGACUUAACAUUGCCGCAUACUUACAAUUUGGAGCCAGAUUAUCAUUUCUUACGAGUCAGUCUCAACUCUUCUCUAGAAUACAACCCUGCAAGUCCCGUAACAUAUACGUUGUCUAUCAGAUUUGGAGCGGAGUUGCGUAAUGACAUGUAUGGAAUUUAUAGAAGUUGGUUCAGAAACAACAGCACAGAUACUGAAAGUUGGAUUGCAACGACUCAGUUCCAAGCGACGUCUGCUCGCACCGCAUUCCCUUGCUACGACGAACCAAGCUUUAAGGCGACUUUCGAUAUAACAAUAAGACGUCCUACAUCAUAUAGAAGUUGGUCUUGCACAAGGAUUAGAGAAACUGUAAGCAGUAACACGACUGGGUCAUAUCAAGAUGAUAUUUACUACACAACACCCAUUAUGUCAACAUAUCUCUUAGCUCUAAUCGUUGCCGAAUAUUCCUCUCUAGAAGUCAUGCAAAAUGGCGCCAUAACUUAUGAGGUAAUUGCUAGACCAGCCGCAAUCGAAGCAAACCAGGGUCAAUACGCAUUUGAUGUUGGACAAAAACUGUUAGCUGCAAUGAACGACCAUACUGCAUUAAAUUUUUACUCCAUGAAUCCUAAUCUUAAAAUGACUCAAGCGGCUAUACCAGAUUUCUCAGCGGGUGCUAUGGAAAACUGGGGCUUGCUCACUUACAGAGAAGCGUAUUUAAUGUACGAUCCCGAUCAAACUAAUGAUUAUUUCAAGCAAUUGAAUGCGUACAUUCUUUCCCACGAAAUCACUCAUAUGUGGUUUGGUAAUCUAGUUACUUGCGACUGGUGGGAUUCGACCUGGCUUAAUGAAGGUUUCGCAAGAUACUAUCAAUAUUUCCUCACUGAUUGGGUUGAAGAUUACAUGGGAUUGCCAACUAGAUUUAUAACGGAACAAGUUCACGCAGCUCUUCUAAGUGACUCUACAAAUAACCCUCAUCCUCUUACAAAUCCAGGAGUUGGAAGUCCACAGUCAAUUAGUGCUAUGUUCUCAACAAUCUCCUAUAACAAAGGUGCAGCAAUAAUAAGAAUGACAGAACACCUUCUCGGUUUUAAUGUUCACAGACAAGGACUGCGAAACUAUUUAGUGGACAGGGCUUAUGAUACCGUACUGCCAAUUCAUCUCUUCCAAGCGUUACAAGAAGUAGGAAAUUCAUCCGGCGCUUUCUCCGCUUACGGGCCUACUUUCGAUUUUAUUGAAUACUACAGAAGCUGGACCGAUCAAGCUGGGCAUCCCGUGUUAACCGUAAAUGUCAAUCAUGGGACUGGGGAUAUGACUAUCACUCAGCGUCGAUUCAACAUUAACACUGGCUAUUCCCCAGUCAACACUAAUUAUAUUAUUCCUAUUACUUUCGCAACCGCCAGCAACCCUGACUUUACAAACACUAAACCAACACAUAUAAUUGGAAACGCUGUCUCUGUAAUCAACCGCGGUUCCACUGGAGACCAGUGGGUUAUAUUUAAUAAACAACAAACAGGUUUCUACAGGGUCAACUAUGAUGAUUAUACUUGGGAUCUUAUUACAAUGGCUUUGAGAGGAUCAAAUAGAGCACAGAUACACGAGUAUAAUAGAGCACAGAUCGUAAACGACGUAUUCCAAUUCGCUCGUUCAGGUCUUAUGAGCUACUCCAGAGCUUUCAAUAUUCUCUCAUUCUUACAAUAUGAGACAGAAUAUACACCAUGGGUAGCUGCUAUAACUGGUUUCUCUUGGAUAAGGAACAGAUUAGCUGGUACUCCAAAUUUGGCUCGCAUGGAGGCGCAAAUAGCAAGAUGGGCUAAUACAUCAAUCACAGGAUUGACUUACUACCCAAUUCCCAACGAGUCAUUCAUGCGGUCGUAUCUGCGGUACCAGCUGGCGCCCGUCUUGUGCUCUAUGAACGUACGGGAAUGUAGGAAUGCAGCUAACCAACAGUUCCGCAGGCUCGUUACAGAACGUGUUGAAGUUCCAGUGAACAGCCGUAACUGGGUAUACUGCAAUGGUCUUCGUGACGGAACUGAAACUGAUUUCAAUUUCCUGUGGAACCGUUUCCUGACACACAAUGUGUACACUGAGAAAAUUCAGCUUCUUAUGGUCCUGGGUUGUACUCCUCAUAAUAAUUCCCUUAAUACGUUCCUGAACGCAAUUGUCCAGGAUAACUUUAUAAUACGCCCACAAGAUUACACGACCGCUUUUAAUUCAGCCGUAACCGGUAACGAGGGUAACACUCAAAUCGUCUUCCAGUAUAUUCGGAAUAACCUCGCGGCUGUUAUCAAAGCAUUUGGAUCUGCGACUACGCCACUGUCGUAUAUCUCUUCAAGACUAAGAACGGAAGCUGAAAUCAAUGAGUUCCAAUCAUGGGCGAAUCAAAACCGAAUGGAAUUAGGUGACGACUUUCAAGCCGUGUAUAAUGGUGCUGAAAAUUCCCGUGAAAGUAUUCGAUGGGCAGAGGCAGUGUCAGAAGAUAUUAAUGACUACUUCGUCAACGGUGACUCUAAUAUUGAGCAGAGUACAGCAAACCCUGAAGUAAAGCCUGACCCCACUACUGUAACAGCACCACCUCUAGUUGAGCCUGAAACACCUACAAUUCCCGACUCAGCAGUGACCUCAUACGUCUCAUUAUUCCUUCUUAUUUCGACUAUCCUAGUGAAUAUUGUUGCUUAA
This is a messenger RNA of Parnassius mnemosyne (clouded apollo), 3012 nucleotides long. Lineage: Eukaryota; Metazoa; Arthropoda; Insecta; Lepidoptera; Papilionidae. The record is from the annotation of a GenBank genome assembly.